Messenger RNA from Varanus komodoensis (Komodo dragon), 780 nucleotides. RefSeq names its product NK6 homeobox 3 (gene NKX6-3). Gene Ontology annotation, biological process: regulation of transcription by RNA polymerase II; cell differentiation. Bases 1 to 780 code for a protein of 259 amino acids. Gene Ontology annotation, molecular function: RNA polymerase II cis-regulatory region sequence-specific DNA binding; DNA-binding transcription factor activity, RNA polymerase II-specific. Gene Ontology annotation, cellular component: nucleus. The transcript is spliced from 3 exons. NCBI's taxonomy places the organism in Eukaryota, Metazoa, Chordata, Lepidosauria, Squamata, Varanidae. The record is from RefSeq and is a predicted model, not a curated record.
AUGGACUCCAACCUGCAAGGGACCUUCCUGCUGAACAGCCCUUCCGUGCCCCCGUUCCCCGAGCUGAAGGCCCCCAUGUGCCAGUACUCGGUGCCGAACUCCUUCUACAAGCUCAGCCCCGCCGGGCUCAGCGCCCAGCUGGCGGCAGGCACGCCGCAUGGCAUCAGCGACAUCCUGAGCCGGCCGGUGGCACCUCCGAACGGCAGCCUCUUGUCGGGCUACUCCCACGUUGGCGGAUUCAACGGCCUGAGUGCCCAGAGCAUUUACUACGGCUCCCAGGUGGGGAGUUUCUCCAAGACGGGCGGCGAGUAUGCGGCCAGGGGGAGGAACUGCUGGGCCGACUCAGGGCAGGACUGGCACGGAGGUCGGCCCUGUGGCAACCCCGCAGGGCCGGUGGGCGACGGCCUCCACAAGAAGAAGCACACGCGGCCCACCUUCACAGGCCACCAGAUCUUUGCCUUGGAGAAAACCUUUGAGCAGACCAAAUACCUGGCCGGGCCUGAGCGGGCGCGACUGGCUUAUUCCCUGGGCAUGAGCGAGUCCCAAGUGAAGGUGUGGUUCCAGAACCGGCGCACCAAAUGGAGGAAGAAGAGCGCUCUGGAGCCUUCUUCGUCCUCUCCCCGCGCAGGGGCUGGGGCAGGGGAGCGCUCCGUCUCUGACGAGGAUGAUGAAUACAACAAGCCCCUCGACCCCGACUCGGACGACGAGAAGAUCCGCCUGCUUUUGCGCAAACACCGGGCGGCCUUCUCCGUUCUGGGCCUGGGCUCCCACAGUGGCUGA